AUGGGGUGUUUACAGUGGUUUAAUGGUAGAAGUUUGAGGAAUGAUUUUCCUAGAUUGUUUAGUGUCUCAAUGGAUAAGAAAGGCUCAUUGAAGUUUUUCUAUCAAAGGAAAGAGCAAGACUCAAUUGAGGAUUCUUGUUCAUGGCUAGCAAAUAGUUCAGGAGUGUUCUCUGUGGCUUCGGUAUGGCAAAUGAUAAAGGCAGCUAAAAGGUCAAUGCUUAAUAUUUCAAAGGUUCAAUGGAAAAAUUCAGCGCCUCCAAAGGUUCAAUUCUUCAGUUGGUUAGCUUGUAGAGGGAGGAUAAAUUUUGCAGAGUUUAUGCAUCGGAUUGGAGUAUUGAAUGAUAAUGUUAGUUCUCUGUGUGUGUUUUGUAAGGCAGAGGUGGAAACACCUGAUCAUGUGUUGCUGUUAUGCCUUUUGAUAUGGAAUGUAUGGUCUGUCUUGGUGAACUGGUGGGAGGUAAAAUGGGUAACACCAGGUUCUAUGUUGUUGAACUGGUGGUUUGGAAUGGAAUGGAGGAAGAAGGAGCUAGAGAUUCAGAAGAUUGUCCCUUUGGCAAUGUUGUGGUCUGUUUGGAAACUAAGAAAUGAGUGUCUAUUUAAGAAAUGUAAUGCUGAUCUUGCAGGAUUAGGGGAGUUGGUGAAAGUCAUAAUUGCUCUAUGGGUUAAGGCUAAUAUGAAGGGUGUUACCUACUCAGUGCAUGAUGUUGUUGCAAUUUGA
Camellia sinensis is the source of this 717-nucleotide messenger RNA. The record is from RefSeq and is a predicted model, not a curated record. Lineage: Eukaryota; Viridiplantae; Streptophyta; Magnoliopsida; Ericales; Theaceae.